AUGAUCAUGUGGUCCCAGGAGGCCAACGGUUGGCCUUGGGGAGAGGGCCAGGCUGACUUCCUUGCCGAGAGGAGCCAGCUCCUGGCGUGGUUGCUGUGGCUGCAGGCGUGGAGGGUGGUGGCGCCGUGCCCAGGCGCCUGCGUGUGUUACAAUGAGCCCAAGGUGACGACGAGCUGCCCGCAGCAGGGCCUGCAGGCCCUGCCCGCCGACAUCCCAGCGGCCAGCCAGCGCGUCUUCCUGCACGGGAACCGCAUCGCCCACGUGCCGGCCGCCGGCUUCCGCGCCUGCCGCAACCUCACCAUCCUGUGGCUGCACUCCAACGCGCUGGCCCGCAUCGACGCGGCCGCCUUCGCUGGCCUGGGCCUCCUGGAGCAGCUGGACCUCAGCGACAACGCACAGCUGCGCUUCGUGGACCCCGCCACGUUCCGGGGCCUGAGCCGCCUGCACACGCUGCACCUGGACCGCUGCGGCCUGCAGGAGCUGGGCCCGGGCCUCUUCCACGGCCUGGUGGCCCUGCAGUACCUCUACCUGCAGGACAACGGGCUGCAGGCCCUGCCCGACAACGCCUUCCGCGAUCUGGGCAACCUCACGCACCUCUUCCUGCAUGGCAACCGCAUCCCCAGCGUUCCUGAGCGGGCCCUCCGCGGCCUGCACAGCCUCGACCGUCUCCUGCUGCACCAGAACCGCGUGGCCCACGUGCACCCCCACGCCUUCCGUGACCUCGGCCGCCUCAUGACGCUCUACCUGUUCGCCAACAAUCUCUCGGCCCUGCCGGCUGAGGCCCUGGCGCCCCUGCGCUCCCUGCAGUACCUGCGGCUCAAUGACAACCCCUGGGUGUGUGACUGCCGGGCGCGCCCACUCUGGGCCUGGCUGCAGCAGUUCCGAGGCUCCUCCUCAGAGCUGCUCUGCAGCCUGCCCCCGCACCUGGCCAGCCACGACCUCAAGCGCCUGGCCGCCACCGACCUGGAGGGCUGCGCCACGGCCGCUAGGCCGUCCCGCCCCAUCCGGACCGGCGGGCUCACCGACGAGGACCUGUUGGGACUGCCCAAGUGCUGCCAGUCGGACAUUGUGGACAAGGCCUCAGUGAUGGAGCCAGGGAGCCCAGCCUCCGCUGGCAAUGCGCUCAAGGGACGCGCGCCGCCCGGUGACAGCCCGCCCGGCAACGGCUCCAGCCCCCGGCACAGCAAUGACUCCCCCUUCGGGACCCUGCCCGGCUCAGCCGAGCCUCCACUGACUGGGCUGCAGCCCGAGGGCUCCGAGCUGCCGGGACCCCCCACCACGGGCCCACGCAGGAGGCCGGGCUGCUCCCGAAAGAACCGUACCCGCAGCCAGUGCCGCAUGGGCCAGGCGGCUGGCGGGGGUGGCGGGGCCGGUGAGGUGGAGGGCUCCAGCGCCCUGCCCAGCUUUGCCUACAGCCUCGUCCCCCUGGGCCUGGCACUGGCGCUGUGGACAGUGCUCGGGCCCUGCUGA
Molecule: messenger RNA, 1470 nt
Organism: Elephantulus edwardii (Cape elephant shrew)
Lineage: Eukaryota; Metazoa; Chordata; Mammalia; Macroscelidea; Macroscelididae
Gene: RTN4R
Product: reticulon 4 receptor
Exons: 2
Coding region: 1-1470 (489 amino acids)
Cellular component (GO): plasma membrane
Molecular function (GO): protein binding
Source: RefSeq, a predicted model, not a curated record